AUGGCCGUGGUGGAGCAGCGGCGGCGGAGCGCCGGUGUUUGCGUUCUGGCUGCAGGGGCAGCUACGGCCUACCGGAACCGGCAUAAAAAGGAUCAGGGAGGCAACAUGGUGCUCACCGAGGGCCUGAAGUGGAGGAUACUGCAGUGCAGGAUGGCCGGCGUCGAGAUUCGGUGGCGGUGCUUGACAGAGCUCGUGGGCGAGGUCUUUGCUGGACGGCUCCGGGCUUCUGAUCCCCACGAGCGGGUUCUGCGUCGCGAUGCGAAGCCAGGGAGGUGGUUCGCCGAGAGGACCAGGGCCGUGGGGCUCGUCGUGCCGGAGUGGGGGCCGCAUGUGGAGAUCCUGGGCCACCGCACAGUCGGCGGGUUCCUGACGCACUGCGGGUGGAACUCGGCGCUGGAGGCCAUGGCCGCGGGCGUGCCGGCGCUAGCGUGGUCGCUGUUCGCCGAGCUGCGGAUGAACGCGGUGAAGCUGGCGUCGGAGCACGUCGGGCUGGCGCUGCGGGCGAGCUCGAGGGCGGACGGGGUGGUGCCGCGGGAGGAGGUGGCCACGGCGGCAAAGGAGCUGAUGGUGGGGGAGAAGGGCGCCGUGGCGCGGGAGAGAGCGCGCGAGCUGCGGGCGGAGGCGCGCAAGGCGUCGGUGCCAGGCGGGCCCGCAGGCCCCGCACACCAGGCGCUCGCGGCCCUCGUCGACAGGUGGAAAUGUGCUGCUGCGAGCCCGGCGGUUAACGAUGCAGCUGGUGGUGGACUGUGA
Molecule: messenger RNA, 750 nt
Organism: Panicum virgatum (switchgrass)
Lineage: Eukaryota; Viridiplantae; Streptophyta; Magnoliopsida; Poales; Poaceae
Product: UDP-glycosyltransferase 72B1-like
Exons: 2
Coding region: 1-750 (249 amino acids)
Molecular function (GO): UDP-glycosyltransferase activity
Source: RefSeq, a predicted model, not a curated record